AUGAGCGUCGACGACAGCUUCACCGUUGUCAAGCUGUCGUUGGCGGUUACUGGAGUGGUUUGGUACACGUUCCUGUGGGCUCUGUGUUUGCUUGGGUGCUAUACCGCGCGAAAGCGAUAUAGACCGCGUAGUCGAUCAUCUACGCCUUCUCCACCCGCGACUUCUGUACCAGGCGUGUCAAUACUACGACCACUCAAAGGACUUGAUGCUAAUCUUUACGACAAUCUCGAGUCGACCUUCACGCAAGAUUAUUCAAAUUUCGAGAUUUUCUUCUGUGUUGCAGAUGAAGGAGACCAAGCUCUUUCGGUGGUGAGAGAUUUGAUUGAAAAAUAUCCCAAUGUCACGACGCAUGUAAUGAUUGGGGAAGAAGUUGUUGGUGUCAACCCGAAAAUCAACAAUAUAAUCCGUUCAUAUCGUCAAGCGGCUCAUGAUAUCAUAUGGGUUCUGGAUUCCAACGUGAUGGUUGAUCCAGGAACCUUGGCACGGGCAGUCGACGCACUCGAUGGUCCCGCUGACAUUGCACCUCUUUCCUCUCGCCGACGAGUUGCUUUAGUGCAUCACAUCCCCUUCGCGUGGUCAAGCGAAUACUCGCUCGGCUCUCGUCUUGACGAAGCCUUUCUCAACACGAACCACGCCAAGAUGUACCUUGCCAUAAACUUUGUCGCGGUGGACUCGUGUGUCGUGGGGAAGUCCAACCUUUAUCGACGCUCGGACGUGGAGCGUGUUGAUGGUUCUCUCAAGCCUAUCUCGCAUGCGCAGGAUGAGGCCACUUAUUCAGGAGGGAGAGGACUAGCGGCAUUUGGCCGGUUUCUUGCUGAGGACAACAUGAUUGCUAGUGCACUCUGGCACGAACUUGGCCUACGGCAUGAUUUGUCUUGCGAUGUUGCCCGAAAUGCGGUCGGGAACAUGAGUUUGUCAGACUACUUCUGGAGACGUGUCAGAUGGGUACGCGUGCGCAAACGGAUGACCUUCGCUGCGACUUUGAUCGAGCCACUUACGGAGUCGGUCGUCCUAGGAGGUCUUACUGCCCUUGCGCUGAAACACCUCUUAGGCAUUCCGUCCUGGAUCUUCUUGCCAGUCCACUAUACACUAUGGCUUCUAGUUGACCUAGACGUGUUUAAGUCGCUCGCAGGACAUUCCCUUCCUUCUUCAUCACGAUGGGCAUUUCUCGAUCUACCUUUAAUUGACGACCCCCAUCAUACAGAUCAAGCUAUGGUAGAAGAGGACUCCAUCAAAGAGAGAGUUAUAUCCACUGUCUUCGCGAAACGGAAUGGGGAGAGUUAUGUCGCACAUAUUAAGAUUUGGGAAGAUGCUGGAGAGGGAGAAGCAGGAAAGAAGCCGAGAUUUAUAUUGCUCUCAAGGUCGACCGGCGCAGGCGGAUUCAUACACAAGUCGAAACUAAACUCUAAUGGGUCUUUCUCUGUUGGAAAGACUUGGAAAGUUGUAGAACUUCGAGGGAUUGAGGUCCUAAGCUCGGGUGUCUUCAAUAUAACUAUGGCCAGGACAUAUCGUUGGCAAACCGAAAGUCCAAAUGACCAAACGAACUUCAUAGCGGCAUUGAUAAAGCUUUUUCAUGCCAUUACUGGGGGCUCGGCUCCUUUACAAUUAAGAGGUGUCACAGUUCCGGACGGUCCGUCAGCCCCCAGGCCACCACCCCUUGAAUUCAGACGGAUGGAGCGAGCACCAACCCCCACCAAUGGUACACCGCUCCCCCCCGCAUCACCCAGGAGGCCGAUUGUGACGGAAGCCCAGCCCUCACGACCUUAUAAUGGACAACGUAGCGAUCAAAAUGACGGAGUUUCUCUUCCAAGUCCUCGUACUCGCGGCUCAUCCAUUUCGCGUCGAUCGGAUACGCCGUCUCGUGCUGAUUCCCCUGAUAUUUCGCACCGGACAGGUGUCUCUGAUCGACCAAUUACGCCCGUACGAACACGUCCCAAUACUCCAUCUUCUUCCCAAACAGCUCCUAUUCCGUUUGCUUUACGUCCAGGACAUACACCGCGGGCCUCGAUCUCCAAUACAACUAUUCGAUCAUUGGCUCCGGCGUCGAAUGGCGUUCCCCCACCCCCGGUGGCUCGAACAGUUGAUUUGAACGCCCCAAUUCAGGCACGGCCAGUUGUUCAAACGACGGCUCUCGUUCCUCCGGUCCGCUUGAAUGGGUCAUCGUCUAUAGGCGCAACUCUCGAUGCUCAUCCCGCAUUACAAUCUGCACAGCCGUCUCCAACGUCGGCGUAUGUGUCUACUCCAGAUGCUCUGCAUUCUGUUCCCCUGCCGGCUGCUUCAUUAGCACCCUCUCUCAAGACACCAUCACGAGCACCGAGCAAAGGUCCUCCAGAAUCUGGUCAACAACGUCGGGAUAAUGCGCGCGUAUCCUUUUAUGAUCCUGCCAAUCAAGCUGCUUUAAACCAUCUGCUAUCAGAUGAUACCAUUACACAUGACGAUGACGAUGGCGAGGGCGAAGGUGCAGCCGUACGAGAAGAAGAGAGUGCUAAGGCGACGUUAGAGAGCAUGGAAGAAAUGCUUGAGGGAUAUGAGUGGGCCAGUGACGAUCUUCUGGGCCAGAGGUCUGUCACCGGGGCAGCGGAUCGCAUUGAAGCGCGCUUAAUGGAUGAACUAAUGGCACUGGAGAAGGCUAAUGUUCAUUCAUUCCUGGAAUCUGAUGAUAGGAUACAUGUAGUCCUCAAAUAUCUUGACGAGUCGAUCACGGAGCUCGACGGAAUGGAUAGUGUUCUGUCAUCUUAUAAGAUUCAUCUCAAUGCCGUGAAUGAGGAUAUCGCCUUCAUUCAAUCUCAGAAUCGUGGGCUGCAAGUGCAAACACAAAACCAGCGUGCACUGAUGGACGAGCUGGAAGAGCUGCUGCAAACCGUCCACGUGGAUAGUGAGGCACUACUUGCCCUUACACAAGAAUCGCUUGAGAAAGCCACAAGCAUUCAGAGACUGGAAGGUGCCGCUUCUGAGCUGUACAAAGCCCUUCAAGCUGGUAGAGAACGAGAUAUGGCAGCUACGAUGGAGCGAUUAGACGAAUAUAGGACUCAUAAUUCGCACUUUUGCAAGCGCAUGCUGGACUUUUUGUCGAUCAUGGUCACUGCUCAGUCAAGAAUGGUUUUGGCCGACAACGACGGUGUUAUUAAGCUGCCCAACGGGCGUCCAUCCCUCACGAACCACCGAAAUCUGGAAUCCUAUCUCGGACGUUACUCUGGCCUGGUAUUGUACUUGAAAGAAAUGGAUGAGGGUGUUUACGCUAAAUUAUGCGCAGCUUAUUUCUCCGCCGCUAGCGGUCUACAUGCUACCCAAAUCCGAGCAUUGCUGACAUUUUGUAGUAGUCUCGUCAAGAAGGCUUUUGAUGAUGAUACGGAAGGGUUUGGUGGCACAACACCUACAACGACAACCGCUAAGGCUGCCUCGGGUAUGCGUCGUGCUGGAACCAUUGUACGCUCUCCUCUAGAAGGCCGUAGGGAGAGGAAGGAACGAAGCGAUGGCGAUAUGAUUGCCUCAGAUGCGUUCGCACUCAUUCUUGACCAAAUGGCCCAGUCAAUCUACCGUGAAGAGGAAUUCAUCGCAGAUUUUCUCCAGAUCAGCAAUGCGGGCAUUACCUUCGCCGAUUACAUGGGAUUGGAAAAUUAUUUCCGGAGACAAGCUGCAAGGACAGCGGGGCUUAGCUCAUCGACACAGAAACUCAUUCGAGGGGCGAUGGAUCUGAUAUUUGGCUUCCUUCCCACAGAACUCAAGGCAUGGCUAGACAGUGCCCUGCUGAAAGAUAAGCUUCAUAUAGUAGGCAUCAUUGCAGCUCUUGAAAGGUUUCUCAGCGAUGCUGAAGAACGGGGUAACGGGUUCUUACUCAAUCUGUUGGAAAGACAACAUGUCCGACUCAAGGGUGUGUUCGAGCGUAGGGUGAACGAACAAAUAAAAUCUAUAGAGGACAUGCGGUUGACUAGCAAGAAACGCAACGGGGUCGCACCGUUCAUUAAGUACUUCCCGACGUACGUCGGUCGUGUCGAGACACAGCUCAUUGGAGCAGAUAUCUUGGAAAUUCGACAAACUGUGGACCAGGCCUACGACAAGAUUGUCACUUCAAUGUUCGAUGCCCUCAAGCACAUGGCCAAGAUGGAUGGGGAGGGAGAAGAUAAAGGCCAACUCAAUUAUCAUGUCAUUGUGAUCGAGAACAUGCAUUACUUCGUAGCGGAAAUAUCCCAGCUACAGAUAGGCUCCGUAGCUUCCUUCUUAAGGCGUGCGCAGGUAAUCUAUGAGGAAAACCUCAACGCAUACGUCAAGAUUGUUCUUAGACGACCGUUCUUUAAAAUCAUUGAUUACUUUGAAGGAGUUGAGCGUUUGCUCAAGACCACUGCGCCAACAGAGGUGUCUUCCAACAGUAGCUACUCACGAUCUACAUUGAAGAAGGUUGUCAAAGAGUAUAAUGCGAAAGAUGUACGCAAACAUAUCGACUCGCUUUUCAAAAGAGUGGAGAAGCAUUUCACAGAAGCUUCGGAGAAAGCUACGACAGAUGAUGUGAGCGUCGGUAUAGCAUCAGGAACGGUGUUAGUCGGCGUGUGGCGGGCAUGCGAAGAGGAGCUCCUCCGAAUAACGGAACUAUUCGUGAAGAGGAUCAAUCAAUGUUACAAAGACAUGGGCGUUGCUUUAGAAUAUUCUGUCGCUGACGUUGAGGGGUCGUUCAAACGACAUAGGAUAUCUGGCUAA
Messenger RNA from Fibroporia radiculosa, 4692 nucleotides. RefSeq lists its product as uncharacterized. The record is from RefSeq and is a predicted model, not a curated record. Bases 1 to 4692 code for a protein of 1563 amino acids. Gene Ontology annotation, biological process: exocytosis; Golgi to plasma membrane transport. The transcript is spliced from 19 exons. Gene Ontology annotation, cellular component: plasma membrane; exocyst. Gene Ontology annotation, molecular function: glycosyltransferase activity; phosphatidylinositol-4,5-bisphosphate binding. Lineage: Eukaryota; Fungi; Basidiomycota; Agaricomycetes; Polyporales; Fibroporiaceae.